This is a messenger RNA of Mugil cephalus (flathead mullet), 3911 nucleotides long. Its product is annotated as FERM domain-containing protein 7. Gene Ontology annotation, molecular function: guanyl-nucleotide exchange factor activity; cytoskeletal protein binding. Gene Ontology annotation, cellular component: cytoskeleton. NCBI's taxonomy places the organism in Eukaryota, Metazoa, Chordata, Actinopteri, Mugiliformes, Mugilidae. The record is from RefSeq and is a predicted model, not a curated record. Bases 164 to 2503 code for a protein of 779 amino acids. The transcript is spliced from 12 exons.
CCGCGCGCGCGCACCAUCACGCACCAGAUAUCGUGCUGCCGUUGACUCACAGAGGAACAUGAUGAUCCACACCGUGGAGGUGACGAUGGUGAUGAGGAACCCUUUUUCUAGAAGGAUUUGCUCGGCAGAAGAUGGAUUUCAUGGAUAAACUUUGUGAGUCCUCAUGAGAGACGAGCAGAGAGAAAUGGAGGACCGACAACGGCGGACCCGGAGACUCACGACGAAGUCCCGUGUCUUAAAGGAGACCAAGCUCCGGUUACGUGUCAUCUUCCUGGAUGACAGCGAGCGCACAUUCGAAGUGGAGCCAAAGGUUUUAGGCGGAGACUUCUUCAACAAAGUGUGUGGCCAUCUGAAACUGCUGGAGAAGGAGUACUUUGGGCUGGAGUUCAGACACCACAGUGGAAAUUAUGUUUGGUUGGAACUCCUGAAGCCACUCAUCAAACAGAUCAAAUACACAAAUGAUUUAUUCUUCAGGUUUAUAGUCAAAUUUUUCCCACCAGAUCCCGGCCAACUUAAGAGAGGCCUCACCAGAUAUCUUUUUGCCUUACAGAUAAAGCAGGAUUUGUCUAAUGGCAGUCUGACCUGCAAUGACAAUAGCGCUGCCCUUUUGGUGUCUCACAUUCUGCAGUCAGAGCAAGGGGACUAUGACGAGGAGCUGGACUUUCAGCAUUUGGAGAUGAAGCACUACGUGCCCAACCAGGAAUAUCUGGACCACAAGAUCAUAAAGUUUCAUAAGAAGCACAGAGGAAUCUCUCCAGCAGAUUCUGACAUCCACCUGCUGGAGGUAGCUAGGAAGCUGGACAUGUACGGCAUUAGGCCUCAUCCUGCCCGUGAUGGAGAGGGAUUGAGGAUCAACCUGGCUGUCACACACUCUGGAGUACUAGUCUUUCAGGGAAACACUAAAAUCAACACAUUUAGCUGGGCGAAGAUUCGCAAGCUAAGCUUCAAGCGCCAGCAUUUUCUCAUCAAACUACACAAUAAAGUUGGGCCAUGUAAGGACACGUUAGAGUUCACUAUGGCCAGUCGUGAUGUAUGUAAAUCAUUCUGGAAGACGUGUGUGGAGUACCACGCGUUCUUCAGGCUGGCUGAGGAGCCAAAAGCUGUGCACAAGACACUGCUGUCCUGUAAAGGCUCCAGGUUUCGAUACAGUGGGCGGACCCAGAAACAACUUCUAGAAUGCAUGGGAUCAGGGGAGAAGAAGCCUUCACACUUUGAGAGGACUCAUUAUCAGUCGGACUAUGACCCCAGGCAGUGUCGAUCUUCUCCUGAUCUCCUCACUGAUGUUUCUAAACAACAGUAUGAACAACCGUUCCCCCAGUCAAGCCAUGCUCUGGAGGUCCACAGUCAGGAUGAAUUGAACCCACAUCACAGAGGUGAGGACAACAUAGAAAUCGGUGACAGAGGCACCAAACGCAGCCAAUCAUCUGUUGAGGUCAACCACAGUUCCUGCCCCCUCUCUGAAAUGACUCCCUUUCCUCCAUUUGCCAACCAAUCAACCUCCUUGCUAAGAUCUGCUUCAACCUCUUUGAUGGAGGACAUGAGGCGGGGGCGGAUUGGGGUACAGCGGCAAGCCCAAAGGCUAGCUGGGGUGUAUGGGAACCGGUCACGACGUCGGCCCAACCCCCAGCCGCAUCCAGAUGCUGAACAGCAGCUGGUUCUUCUCUACCCAAACAGCCCUGCUUACCAGUAUCACCCUGUCCUUCCAUCAUUCCCAUUAACUGGUUCGUCACCACUCAGUCGACAUCUAUACUUGACGGACUACGUUGCAGUUUCCUCACUAGAGCGCUUUCCACAUCCAAGAAGGCAAGAUUAUGCGACCAUGGAUGGCAUAUCCCGGCCGUCUUUCUACCCACUGAGCCACAAUUCACAUUCUCUUUCACCAAUCAGACGCAACCUUCACCUCUCGGGUUCAGGCGGGCUGGGAACAACUAGGGUGUACCAACUGGGAAGCAAAGGGGCAAGGUUCCUUGGUGUUGGACAUGCGGAGGCAGGCCAUUACAGUGAUGACUCCAACUUUCUCCCAGGGCUGCCUCGCCAUGUGGCCAGCCAACCAGAUGUCAAAUUCCAACUCUCAAGGAGAUUGAACCCUGCCUUUAACCCUGCCUCUGAGUUUCGUCCCCUUGGUUACUACCCCCACUUGACACGCCCCUCUAGACCCACCUACCUCCCACUAAAUUCCUCCCCUCCACCUGAACAACCCACUUCACUAUGCAUGAUUGGGAGCACUGCUGGAAGCUACAGUGACUCAGACCCAGAGGUUUUCUAUCCAUAUUAUUGCCCACCCACACGGCUGGGUAAGGUGGUACAAUCGGCUGGACUGGCCAGGAUGAGAUUUUCUUCUGGGAGUCUCCAACUUGAUGAAGAAGAAGAAGGAGAGGAGGAAGGGGAGGAGGAAGCACUCGAGAAAAGAGCAAAAAAGGAGUUGAAGAGUGAAGAGAAGAAAGAGAAAAGCGAAAGAGGGGAUAAGAAAGGAGUUUUGAAGAUUACUGAAGUCACACUGUAGAUAACGAUGAUAACAUUACAAGGGUUCAUGAUGUGACCACAGUUGGGACUGGCAGGAUAAAAUACAAAUCAUAAAAAUCUAAAUAUGUGUGAUGUCAGAGAGGUGUAAUGUUGGGAGGUACACUGGCAGAUAAAAUGUUUUUUUUUUUUUUUUUUUUUUUUGUUUUAACCUCAUUCUGAAAAGUUGCUGCUUUUCAGUAGCAACAUUACAUUUAAAAUGACAUCCAUGUUAUCCUCAAGACUGACUGUCCAGGAUCAACCCAAGUAAUUCAUACAAAGAAACCAAAACAAAUAAGUUCAGAAAUUAAAUUAUGUGUAAUAGUGUAAAAUAAUAUAGGGAAAAGUAUUGAAUGCGCUUACUGAUAUUUAAUACUUUGUACAAAAGCCUUUGUUAGUAAUGACAGCUUCAAGAUGGCUCCUGUAUGGAGAAACUAGUCACAUGCAUUGCUCAGGUGUGAUUUUGGCCCAUUCUUCCACCCAAACAGUCUUUAAAUCUUGAAGGUUCUGUGGGCCUCUUCUGUGAACUCUGAUUUUUAGUUCUUUCCAUAGAUUUUCAAUUGGAUUCAAGUCAGGUGUUUGGCUGAGCCGUUCUAGCAGCUCUAUUUUCUUUCUCUGAAGCCAGAGAAGGUAGAUGGCAGCAGAUUUUUCUCAAGAAUGUCUCGGCACAUUUUUCCAUUCACCCUCCAUUCAAUUUUAUGAAAUUUGCCAGUACUAUAUGCAGAAAAACAGCCCCACACCAUGAUGUUCCCACCUCCAAACUUCACUUUUGGUAUGGUGUUUUUGGGAUGAUGUGCAUUGCAUUUUGUCCUCAAAACAUGGUGUGUGAGUUCAAUUUUGCUCUCAUCUGACCAGACCAUGUUUUCCCAGUAUUUUACAGGCCAGCACAAAUGUUGUGCUGCAGACUGUAAAAAGUUUUCAAUAUGCUUUUCUUCAGAAAUGUGUUGCCUGGUGAGCGUGCAUACAGGCUGUGGCUGUUGAGUACAUUCUUUAUUGUUUUCUUUGAAACAAUUGUACCUGCUAAUUCCAGGUCUUUCUGAAGCUCUCCACAAGUGGUCCUUGGCUCUUGGACCACUAUUUUGAUAAUUCUUUUCACUCCUCUGUCAGAAACCCUGCGAGGAGCACCUGGUUGUGGCCACUUCCGGAAUAUGGGCCCAACAGUGCUCACUGGAACGUUCAAGUUUAGAAAUCCUUCUGUAACCAAUGCCAUCAGAAUGUUUUGCAACAAUAAGGUCAAGAAGGUCUUGAGAGAGUUCAUUGCAUUUAAUCAUCAUGAGAUGUUUCUUGUGUGACACCUUGGUAAUGACACACCUUUUUAUAGGCCAUCAGUUUGGAUGGAACCAGCUGAUAUUCAUUUGUACUGACAAGGGGCAGGCUGACUGUCUAAUCACUGAUAGAUUUCAGCUGGUGUC